UAAGCCGAGAUUAACUAUUGCAUCGACGUAUUAACUUCUCAAGGCUCGAGUGGAACGUAGGAAAUCAUCCGGGAGCUGGUUAUUCGUUUUAAAAAUGUCUAGUUUGCGGAAAAUUAUUGAUUCGUGUUUGCGAUUGGCGUGUAGCUUAAACGGGCUAUGCAUCGAUAAUUAUUUAUCAUCGUUAUCCGACAACGACGAUAAUAAUUAUGCGGUAUUCGCAAAGUUUGCGGGUGCGUGCCCUAGUGCGGUGCUCGCGGUUUUAUUCCGUUUGGGGCAUUUCUCGAUUUAUCUCCAGCUUUUAAUUAUUGCUGGCGAAAUAAUCGAGACAAGACGAGUGUUUAACGACAACGAGGAAGAGAAUGCGGGAGGCUAUAUCACCAGGCUGUCGAAUUGCUAUCAUGGUGCGGUAAAAAAUGGAACGCUACAACAUCCAACACCUAAAAAAACCAUGGUGGUGGAGGGUGUGGUGCGUGGUACGCGUCAAAACCGUGACGAGCGAGCUACUCGACGUCUCGGGGUAAGACGUCGAGCAGAUACCUCGCCUGAGGCCGGACCCUCGUCUCGUGCUCGAAUUGUUCUAACGCCUGAGCUCGUCGAUCUCGCGAGCGACGAAGCUGGACCCUCGU
Messenger RNA from Linepithema humile (Argentine ant), 626 nucleotides. The record is from RefSeq and is a predicted model, not a curated record. Lineage: Eukaryota; Metazoa; Arthropoda; Insecta; Hymenoptera; Formicidae.